GUUUGAUGAUGGAGGAAGAGUUGAGGCACCAUAGCUGAAGAAACUCGUUCUCCUCACUUUGUUCUGUUUGUGGAAACGAAACCUCCAGGCCAGGACCGGACGGUCCGUACAGCUCCGAGACAGUCAGGAAACUGCUGCAGACGCUGCACAGUGUGUGUGUUGCAAAGUCAGCAGUUUGCUCAGGAUUCUGUUUACAAGAUGUCUUCCCCACAAGAACCUCACAAAAGAGCUGCAGCCUGAGCAGACCAGCGAGUCCGGGACCACAACAUGGCGUCAAACACACAUCCUGGGAACCCCACCUGUGGCCUGACGGACCGGAGCGGGAGCUUCUUCAAGCUGAUUGACACGUUUGCGUCAGAGAUCUGCGAGCUGAAGAAGGAAAUGGUGCAGACCCCCCGGAGCCUGGAGACGGAGCCCGCCGAGCUGCCCGGCCUGGAGUGCGGCGUGUACCUGCAGGAGUCCCACUGCGCCGGGCUAGGGGGUGAAAGGGAUUCUGGGUACGACUCCCUGCGGAGGAGGAUGAGCGUGUUGGACCGACUGACUCAGACUCACCCAGUGUGGCUGCUGCUGAGCGUCAGUGAGGAGGACGCUGAUCGGAUCCUGUCCAGACAGCCGCCAGGGGUGUUCCUGGUGAGGAAGUCCACAGCUCUGCAGAGGAAGGUCCUCUCGGUGCGUCUGCAGGAGGGUCAGUCAGCAGCCCCCAUCAGCCACGUCCCCAUCAGGGAGAGUCAGUACACUUUUUCUCUGGACAGAUCUGGGAUCAGCUUUGCAGACCUGUUCCGUCUGGUGUCUUUUUACUGUAUCAGCAGGGAUGUUCUGCCCUUCACACUCAAACUCCCAGAAGCCAUUGCAUCUGCCAAGACACAGAAAGAGCUGGAGGAGGUUGCUCAGCUCGGAGCAGGCUUCUGGGACUCGGCUCUGUGCAGUCAGCGGCGCUCCUCCCCCCGUCCCCGGCGGCCCCUGAGCCGGACCCUCAGCCCUCAGCGGACGGACAGGAACAGGGAGGUCGGGGGGUCGCAGCGACAUACCGGCGCUCAGUGCGACAGCGCGCCCCCGACCCUUCGGUCGCACGCCGGCCCGCCGUCCUUUUACCUGGAGAGGAGACACUCCAGUGGUCCUCUGUGCUUCGUGAGCCCCCUCUUCCUCCGUCACCACCGUGAGGAGGAAACACCGUCACGCCGAGCCGCCGCCAGCUCCCCCCCGAGGGAUGCAGGGGGUUCAGAGGAGCUGAUCAGCAGCAGUCUGGGUAACGAACGGGACACAGAGCAGAUCAAACUGAGCGGCAAAUCCAAGCCACCGCCCCCUCGCCCCCCUCCCCCCCGCUCCAUGCCACGCCGGCGUCCCGCCCCGCCACCUCCUGGACCUCCAGCGGUGACCACCAGACCCAAGACCAUGCCAGAACCUGUAACUGUAGCUGUGAAGCAGCAGCAGCAGCCCCCCAGCAGGCGCCCCGCCCCCGCUCGACCUUCAGCGGGCACCAAGCAAACCAGCCCCGCAAAAACCGCCACAUCGCCCUCGAACCCACCGCCGCCCAGGCCCAAGAAGCCCGACCUGGAGGCCCACCGCUGCCACAUCGCCCUGGAUGAUGAAACCAUCGCCAAGGCGCUGUCUCGAGCCAAACUGCCCCCCUGCCAGCCUCCACCCCCCCUCCCCUCUGACGUCCUUCUAGAAAACCACGCCGGGAGUCGACGGGCUGAGCGGGGGCGCCAGCGGCUCAGCGACAUGAGCAUGUCCACGUCGUCCUCCGACUCUUUGGAGUAUUCACAGUCCCCCGGCUUCUCGCUGGGCCUGGCUCCCGGCCCCGGACCCCUGAACCACCAGGACCCUGUGGAGGACACCAGCGAGGAUGAUGAUGACGGAGAGGAAGAGGAGGAGGAGGAUUACGGAGUCGGCCUGGAGGCAGACCUAGAGAUGCGCCUCCGCCCCUCCUUUAAGUCCCGCCGGAGGCGGGUGGCCGUGAGCCUGGGCGGGGGCUCCUUCAUCCUGCCCCGGGCCCUGAAGGGACGCUUCCGCAAGGUGAGCGGCAUGCUGAGCUCCUUCAUGACCCCGGAGCGCCGCGCCAUCAAGAAGAUCGCCGAGCUGUCGCGGGACAAGAGCUCGUACUUCGGCUCCCUGGUUCAGGACUACAUCAGCUUCGUCCAGGAGAACCGGAGCUGCCACACCACGGGAGGAGACUUCCUUCAGACUCUCCGCCAGUUCCUCACGCAGAUGAAGGCUUACCUGCGCCAGAGCUCCGAGCUCGACCCCCCAAUAGAGUCACUCAUACCCGAGGACCAGAUCGAUCAGGUGUUGGAGAAGUCGAUGCACAAGUGUGUCCUGAAGCCCCUGAAAGGAGUCAUCGAGGUGGUUUUGCACAGCUUCCAGGUGAACAGUGGGACUUGGCAGCGGCUGAAGGAGAACUUGGCCCUGGCCAAGACCAAGCGGCCCCAGGAGCUGGGGGUGGACGGGGCCGUGCCCCCGGACCCUCUGGCCAUUGAGAAGAUCCGACACAAGUUCCUGAACAUGAGGAAGAUGUAUUCGCCAGAGAAGAAGGUGUCGCUGCUGCUGCGGGUGUGUAAACUCAUCUACACCAUCAUGCAGGAUAACUCAGGGAGGAUGUACGGAGCCGACGACUUCCUUCCCAUGCUGACCUACGUGCUGGCUCAGUGCGACAUGCCGGAGCUGGACACAGAGAUCCAGUACAUGAUGGAGCUGCUGGACCCGUCACUGCUGCAGGGGGAGGGUGGCUACUACCUGACCAGUGCCUACGGAGCCAUGGCUCUCAUCAAGAACUUCCAGGAGGAGCAGGCGGCGCGGGUGCUGAGCUCCGAGGCCCGGAACACGCUGCACCAGUGGCACCGCCGCCGCACCGCCCAGCGCUCGGCGCCCUCCGUGGACGACCUCCAGAACUUUCUCCGUGUGGCUCUGCAGGACGGUGACUCGGGCUGCACAGCGAAGACCCUGAUGGUGCACCCGUACACCACCACGGAGGAGGUCUGCUCGCUCUGCGCCUACAAGCUGAAGAUCGACGACCCUGAGAACUUUGCCCUGUUCCUGGUGAGCGAGGACAGCCGGCAGCAGCUGGCGCCCGACACUCACCCCCAGCGGAUCAAGGCCGAGCUGCACAGCCGGCCGCGGCCGCACGUCUUCCACUUCCUGUACCGGAGGACGCUGGACCUCAACCUCUGCAUCCCCGCCUCCGCUGUGCGGACUGGGACCGGGACCGGGAAUGGCCUCCAUGAGGAGUAAAGCUCCUUCUCUACACUGAAGGACUUUAAUUUAACACUGACUCAGGAAGAUAACAGCUCAGAUACGAGUUUUUAAAAAGGCUCACAUUGACAAUCAUGAUUGAAUCUAAACUAGUUGAUAUGAUUCCAUUAAUUCCAAGGAUGGGAAGUUCACCAUCACUGCUGUGGUUAUCAGCACCAAUAGCUGCCCCCCGUCAUUCAGUCUGGCUUUAUGUUGCCAUUGUAGUCAUUUUCUGAACUAGCUGUUCAGUUCUGUGACAAUAUAGGCAUUUUCAUCACGUGUACUGUACACCACAACAAAGAAAAACUAAAGUUUAAAAGCUUUCUGAAGCUAUGUUUUACCAGUCUGAUGAUUUUUCUUUGUGUCAAACAAAAUACAAAACACAGCAUUUUGUGUUUAAUUAAAGUCCUUCAGUGUGAAAUGACCUCCAAACUGUAUAUUUGCAUGUUGACACAGAUAUUAAGUAUGUCUUAGAGUUGAUUAAAAGGUGAAUUAGGAUUCUUCUGAGGGACUCUUGAAAGUGCAACAGAUCAGAAAAGGAAAAGUAAGAAUAGAAAGUGUUUUUUGUGGGUUGUUUGUAGCAGGUUUUCUUUGUUCUUUGAGCAUGUGGACGGAGGUGAAAAGUGUAGACAGGUUUGACAUGUUUACCCUCCAAAACCAGGCAAAAAUUGUAUUUUAUAUGACUAAUUAUUGACUUAACUGCUGUUUCCCAAGUGCCUUUUGAAGGAAUGGAAUAUAUUGUGUGCUACUGAAAGCAGUCGUCCAGCGAUCAUCAGUUUUAAAAGACCAAAAUCUUAAUUUAAGAAGUAAAAGGAACUAUUGGAAAAGUGACUUUUUAUUUUAAGUCUUUUGCAUGCAAUUGCUGGUCAAUUGUAACAUAUAUUUCUGUAGAAAUAUUUUUAUAUUCACAUAUUUUUCAACCCUAAAGUGACAAAGAUUUAUAUUCUGAUUGAAUAUUUCUGUACUGGACACUAUACUGGACUUAUUUAUACCAAUUAUUUCUUCAAAAGUAAUUUUAAGUCUGCACUGUUGUUUUCUGAUGUUUUUGAGAAGCUCCACGCUGACUGUGGAAAUCUAUAAAAGACUCUGAAAA
Salarias fasciatus (jewelled blenny) is the source of this 4321-nucleotide messenger RNA. RefSeq names its product ras and Rab interactor 2-like. Gene Ontology annotation, molecular function: guanyl-nucleotide exchange factor activity; small GTPase binding. The record is from RefSeq and is a predicted model, not a curated record. Gene Ontology annotation, cellular component: cytosol; endocytic vesicle. The transcript has 15 exons. Bases 268 to 3228 code for a protein of 986 amino acids. Lineage: Eukaryota; Metazoa; Chordata; Actinopteri; Blenniiformes; Blenniidae. Gene Ontology annotation, biological process: signal transduction; vesicle-mediated transport.